GACUUUCUUACUGGUUUAAUUAGUUCUUGUCAUUGUCCGGCGGAUUAAACUUACAGCAGCCGCAAAGUAGCCUAUAGCAGCCAAGGCAGUGCGUUGGUUAGAUUUUCAGCGAGCAGUUCGUAUGAGAAAGCUGAGGCUCUGGGACGGGAUAGAAGUUUGACCUGGUGCUCAAAACACGCGUGUUUUCCUUGGUGUACCGUUUGGCAUGCAUUUGUAAACGCGGUGUCGCAUUUAAGUUCAGUCUAGGCUACUUUCUGUUUGUCCAGGAGGAGCCGAGAUUAGGAUCGACUCCGUUAGCCAUGUUAGCUGCAACAUGUAACAAAAUAGGGAGUCCGAGCCCUUCACCUUCGACCAUUUCGGAUACUUCCUCGUCAUUUGGAAAAGGCUUCCACCCGUGGAAAAGAGCCACCGCGAGCAGCUGCAGCCUCGGAUCCACCCUGUCCGGUUUCGGGGUGUCCCGCAAUGGAUCCGGCAUCGCGGACUCAUUCGGCACCAACACGUCCCCCGGAUCCAGUGCUUUUUCCCUCACGUCUGGUGCCUCGCCUGGUUCACACUUUGGAAACGAUUAUUCUGUUUUCCAAGCUUCAGUGUCGAGCAGCUCUCAAGAAUCCAGCCACCAGCCGGUUUUCAUCUCCAAGGUGCACACUUCGGUGGACAGUUUGCAGGGCAUCUAUCCGAGAAUGAGCGUUGCGCAUCCCUACGAGUCCUGGUUCAAAUCGUCUCACCCCGGUAUUCCUACAGGAGAGGUUGGCACCACUGGAGCCUCUGCGUGGUGGGACGUGGGAGCGGGAUGGAUUGACGUUCAAAAUCCUAAUGGAGCAGCCUUACAAACGUCCUUACAUUCUGGUGGACUCCAGACCUCCUUGCACUCUCCUCUGGGCGGAUAUAAUUCUGAUUACUCGAGUUUAAGUCACUCUGCUUUCAGUACAAGUCCCUCUCCACACCUGUUGACAACCGGCCAGCACCUGAUGGACGGUUUCAAGCCGGUGUUAUCCUCUUAUCCGGACACAAGCCCCUCUCCAUUAGCCGGGGCAGGGGGGACUAUGCUCUCCGGGGGUCCACCUGCAUCUUUAGCGGGGUCUCCGAGGUCAUCUGCCCGGAGAUACUCAGGCAGAGCCACCUGCGACUGUCCAAACUGCCAGGAGGCAGAGAGACUGGGACCAGCGGGCGCCAGCCUCCGGAGAAAAGGUCUCCACAGCUGUCACAUCCCCGGCUGUGGUAAGGUUUACGGGAAAACGUCGCACCUAAAGGCGCAUUUGAGGUGGCACACAGGCGAGAGGCCGUUUGUGUGCAACUGGCUCUUUUGCGGGAAGAGGUUCACGCGCUCCGACGAGCUCCAGCGACAUUUACGCACACACACCGGGGAGAAAAGAUUCGCCUGUCCGGUGUGCAACAAGAGAUUUAUGCGUAGCGAUCACCUGAGUAAACAUGUAAAAACUCACAGCGCCGGAGGAUCCGCCGGCUCCGGCUCCGGGGGCAGCGGAGGGAAGAGGGGGAGUGAUACCGACAGCGAGCACAGCGCACCGGGAAGCCCUCCUUGCCAUUCCCCCGACCUGUUGCACCCACCUGAGUCAACCCAGGGAGUGGGCAUGAACGGCCUCUAAAAACUCCCCUCAGUAAAGUAAAUAAAAAAAAAACUGUAAACCAACAAAGUGUUGUGAUGGAUUUGUCCGACACGACACGAAAGUGGACAUACUUUUAUGUAUGCGAAAUGCUUCAUAAUGAGUGGUGUCCCGAGAAAAAAGGACUAUACGUUUCUUUGACUCUAUCCAAGUGUUUAAGACUGCUAAUUCCAUAAUUCCAUAGCUGUAUCACCAGAAUAUUCUCAUUAAUACAUGCGGUGUGAAAGUGGAAUCAAGUUAUUGUGGUCACACUGGAACUGGGCACAACCGAAACUUUUGUUUGCAUCUGAUCCAGAAUUUAAUUUUUGAUGUUUACUUUCCCAGGAUAUGAGAAACAAAAUAUAUAAAACACUGCUGUGAAACAUUUAGGCCUGCAAAGUUGUGCUACUACUGUCAUACAUGUUGUUCAAAACCAAACUCUGGCACUUUAUUACGCAGCAGGAAAUUGUUUUCAUUUGUGUCCCUGUGAGGACUGCUCGGUAGGAACAAAUACUUGUAGAGUAUGGUAAGAUGCGUGAUGGGGUAGUUUUGUUUUACCUGUCUGAUCCUAUCGAGCGUUUGAUAACGGGGGAGCAGUUGUAGGUUUUUAUCACAUAUUGCUAUUCAACAGCCUACAGUGUGUGCGUCGAGCCAAGUCUUAGGCCAGUUGAGGUAACAUACACUUCGCUGCAAAAUGUGUUGUACAUAAUAAGAAAUGUAGGUUAGAAUAAUUACAGCCCAAUGUAAAGGUGAGUAAUGUAUUUGUCCAGGAGACGAUUUUGUAUAGGUAUUUCUAGUUGUAUAUGGACUCUAGUAAAUAUUUGAAAAUAUACGGAAAUGUACUUGGAUUUUUCUUUGACAUGAUAUGAAAUGUAUUGUGGGAAGUUAUAUUUAACCACGAGUUUUCUUGUAUUUAGGGGGUCAUUAGGCGCACUUUGAAUUUAUUUGUAAGGUUUUAAAAUAAUUUACUGUUCACCCACUCUUUUAAUUUAAGUAAGCAUGUUGUAAAGUGAUUUUAAUUUUACAAUAUUUUUUCCCCUCCGAGAAUGGCUUUUUAUGUAAGCCACUCAAUAAAGUCAGUAUGAAUUCAGAA
Etheostoma cragini (Arkansas darter) is the source of this 2694-nucleotide messenger RNA. RefSeq names its product sp8 transcription factor b (gene sp8b). NCBI's taxonomy places the organism in Eukaryota, Metazoa, Chordata, Actinopteri, Perciformes, Percidae. The transcript is spliced from 2 exons. Gene Ontology annotation, molecular function: DNA-binding transcription factor activity, RNA polymerase II-specific; RNA polymerase II cis-regulatory region sequence-specific DNA binding. The record is from RefSeq and is a predicted model, not a curated record. Gene Ontology annotation, biological process: regulation of transcription by RNA polymerase II. The coding region runs from base 300 to 1604 and encodes 434 amino acids.